AUGGCACCAAGCGCAGUGAGCGCUAGCCUUUGCACAACUACAGCAUGUAUUCAACUUGCUGCAGAGAUGAAGCAAAGCAUGGCUUUGAACUAUUCACAAAUCGAUCCCUGUGAAGACUUUGAACAAUAUGCCUGUGGUAACUGGGAUAACUACCACGACAUCCCUCAAGGCUCCGAGUCUAUCGCUGGUAUUACACUCACCGAACAGUUCACCAGCUCCGCAGUGAAAAAGAUCCUCGAAGGUCCCUAUCCAACUGGCGAUGACGCUGGAUACAUAUCAGUCAACUUGACCAAGGAGCAGACCAAAGCCGACAAGAGGAACCAUGCUAAGCUGCAAGAUGCCUACCAGGCAUGUAUGAACUACACUGCCCUAGAGGAAGAGGGCCUUACCGGCUUGUCAGAAGUUGUCAAGGGUAUCAUUGAAAUGUUCCCUGAUACAAAGGCAAACAUGACUCAGAAUGCUCCAGCUUCAUCUGCCUUGACCAAAACUCUGGCCUACUUUGAGAACUUCGGCAUUGGAACUCUCCAGAUCUUUGCCAUCGGACAGAACGAACACGACCCAGAAGAAGUCGUAGCCACAAUCUAUCCCCCUGUUUUCUCAGAGUUGCUGCUUCUCACUACGGAAGAAGGAAUGGUAGAGCUGUUGAAGCUCUCUGCCCAGCUUCUCGCGGCCGUGUACCCUUCUCAGCCCAACACCACGGAGGCUCUAGCACUUGCCGGGUCCGUUUACAUAUUCCAGUCUCAACUGAAGCUUGCCUGGGAUUGGAGCCAGUUGAACGAAGACGCUGAUACUGUUCCUGCUGGAGACCUGACGAAGCUGGCUCCUUACGUUGACUAUGGUGGUGUGAUCAAGGAGUUGGCUCCAAAGAACUGGAAGGGCACAAUCCAGACUUCGCAGCCUUUGUACUUCAAGAACAUGUCAGAAAUCAUCUCCCAAACAUCAACCGAGACUCUUCAGGCCUACUUUGUAUGGAGGAUGGUGUCGUCUGUUUCUCUCUAUGUCGAGCAUAGCUUGACCAAUACUUAUAACGACAAGCAAUCCGAGCUCAGAGACCGAGAUCCGGAGAGUACCCGCCCUCGCUGGAGGAAUUGCGCCAUCCUGCUCGAUCAGGGCGUAGAUUGGAUCGUGGACAAGCAAGUUGAAACUGCUAUUGGCCCUCAUGGGCUGACAUGGAUUCUCACGCGCUUCUUCGUCGACAAACACUUCGGUCCUGACAAAGCAAAGCUUGCAUCCCAGUUGGUUGACUACAUAAAAGCAUCCUUCUCCGAGCGCAUCAAGACACGGGAAUGGGCAACCGAAAAGGUCAAAAAGGCUGCCAUCGAGAAGUUGAACGCCAUACAGAAGAUGGUUGGACUUCCCACCGACCCCAACCCCAUGGACCCCAUUGCCAUCGAGAAGUACUAUUCCGACAUUGAGAUAAAACCAUCUCUCGUAAUGAACGCUCUCGCCUUUGCCAAGUCCAAGAUUUCCAAGCGAUGGGACAGCCUCGCAAAGCCCUACAGCAGAGGACAACUCAUCAUGAGCACCCUGAAGGCCAACGCCUACUACUCCCCACCACAAAACGAGAUCGCCCUGCUUGCAGGUUACCUCCAAGCCCCUCUAUUCGAUGUAGGUUAUCCCGACUACGUCAACUUCGGAGGCGCAGGUGUUGUAGUGGGCCACGAGAUAACACACGGGUUCGACACCCAAGGCUACCAAUACGACAAGACCGGAAACAAGACGUCGUGGUGGGACCAAAAAUCAGAAGAAGCAUUUCUCAAAAAGACAGAGUGUUUUAUUGACCAAUACAAUAACUUCACCAUCAAAGCCGCCAACGGAACAGACCUCCACGUCAACGGAAACCUCACCGUAUCAGAGAACAUCGCCGACGCUGGAGGUGUCGUCUCUGGUUUCGCCGCCUGGAAGAAGUGGGAGAGCGAUAAAGGAAAAGCAAAGAAUCUACCUGGCUUGGGCAAAUUCACACACGAGCAGCUUUUCUUCCUCAAAUGGGGCCAGACAUGGUGCGCCAGCAUCAAGCCGGCCCUCUCUCUUCGACUAUUAACCUCCGACGUCCAUGCCCCAAGUUCUGCAAGAGCCUUACUGCCUUUGAGGAACUCGGCUGGAUUCAACAAAGCCUUCAACUGUCCAAAGAAGGAACCUGCCUGUGAACUUUGGUGA
Fusarium sp. VM40 is the source of this 2157-nucleotide messenger RNA. The record is from the annotation of a GenBank genome assembly. Lineage: Eukaryota; Fungi; Ascomycota; Sordariomycetes; Hypocreales; Nectriaceae.